Paraphaeosphaeria sporulosa is the source of this 2305-nucleotide messenger RNA. Its product is annotated as DUF654-domain-containing protein. The transcript has a single exon. The record is from RefSeq and is a predicted model, not a curated record. Gene Ontology annotation, cellular component: RQC complex. Bases 131 to 2161 code for a protein of 676 amino acids. NCBI's taxonomy places the organism in Eukaryota, Fungi, Ascomycota, Dothideomycetes, Pleosporales, Didymosphaeriaceae. Gene Ontology annotation, biological process: rescue of stalled cytosolic ribosome; ribosome-associated ubiquitin-dependent protein catabolic process.
CCGGCUGUAGCGCCGCACGGGCCGCGCCUUCCAAUCGGGCCUCAGCCUUACCAACAUAAAACUGGAGCCUUUUAGUACUCGAGCAGCAACGUCACCACGCCACGCUCGCUUUGCGAAAAUCACCACCGAAAUGUCCUCGCGAGCGUUGCGGCGAGCCCAGCGCGAGCUGGAAGAGAAGAAACAGUUGGAGCAGCUGGAGCAAGAAAAUGCCAGCGAAGAAGAGUCGGAAGACGAAGAUGAGCCCGCACUUGCUCCAAAGGCCGCAGCGAAGCCCAGCUUAUUUGCUAUGUUGGGCGAUGCUGGAGACGAAGAUGAGGAGGAGGAGGAUGUAGAAGAGCAGGAGAAACCAUCAGACCCCAUAGUCGAGGAAGAGGUUCAAGUUACACCCACAGUCAAACCAUCAAAAAAGGCAAAGAAGAAGAAAAAGAAGGGCAAAGGCAAAAGCAGCACCCCAGCUUCCAAGAAGACCCCCGCCACCAUGGAAACCGUUCCGGGGCUGGAUGAGAUUGAUCAGGCUCUGCUUGCGCUGAACCUCAGCUCGGGCGCGAAAUCGAGUAGCGAUGACCAGCCCACAUCAGCGGCCAGUGAAGAGAUGCAACAGCUGUUCUCUGCUUUGUCCAUUGACACCACACAUCUUCAUGCCGCGAACGAGAUGCGCAAACUCUUUGGCCGCGCUGCCGUCCAAGGAAACGAUGACGACGAACCGCGAGCACGGAACCAACGGCAGCGGGGUGGGAUCGCGGCGGCAGCCGCUGGUCGCAAUCAACCCGGAGGCCGCAAUUUGGUUUCUCUAGGCUUGCGGCGCAACAUUUUCAUCCAAGGGAAAGAGGAGUGGCCGCGGGCAACACUAGGCGGCCUUGGUAUGGAGGUUGUGGAAAAACGCGACGACGGUACUGUGGAAUACCGCUUUGUGCACAAUCACUCCUACCAAGCCGUCCAGCAGCAGUUCGAGACUUGCGUCGCCUCCAUGGACCCUGAGCGCAUGGUUCAGCUCAUGCACUUCAACCCCUAUCACAUCUCCACCUUACUCCAGGUCUCUGAGAUUGCUAAGCAGCAGCGGGAUAAUGCAACAUCGGGUGAGCUGCUAGAACGUGCACUGUUUGCUUUCGGCCGAGCGGUGCAUUCCACAUUCGCCCACAACCUCUCCCAAGGAAAGGCUCGCCUCGACUUCCGCCGCCCAGAGAACCGCGAAUUCUGGCUCGCCGUAUGGCGCUACAUCGCCACCUUGGGCGUUCGGGCCACCUGGCGGACAGCUUUUGAAUGGGCGAAGCUCCUCAUCAGUCUAUCUCCCGAAGACGAUCCGUACUGCAUGCGUCUCACCAUCGACCAACUAGCGCUUCGCGGCCGGGAACCUCAAGCCCUUGUCGACUUGGUAGAAGCCGAUCAUCUCGAGCGUGCCUGGAAGAUCCCACCAAAUCUGGCCUUCUCUGUCGCCCUCGCCCACGACCGUCUCAAGAACCCCACAAAGGCACGCACAGCGCUCCGCUCAGCCAUCAAAGAAUAUCCCUGGAUAGCGUCUCGUAUCUGCAAGGAGCUCGACAUCUCGCCUAUACCCAAGUCCGUAUGGGGCAAGGAGCCAAAUGGCAACCACCAAGAGCUCCUCACCCAGCUCUAUGUCCCGCAAGCAAAGGACUUGUGGAACACCACGGAGGGCACGACCUUACUCGUCGAAGUAUGCUACUCCAUCGACGAGCCCCUCGGCGCCGGCGAGGACCCCUACUGGCUCGCCCCCAUCAACGAAACCGACCUCGCGCGCCACGUCAUCCUCUCCGACUCCCCGCCCCUCCUUGCCCUCCUCGACCCCGCCGUUAAGAACAAAUACACAUCCACCUCAGACCCACUUCCCCCGGCGGACGACAUACGUUCAUACUCCGCCUCCGCUAGUACUACCGUGCCCAUGGCCGCUCUUGGACGCACAGAUGCGCUCUCCGAACUCGAGUCCCUGAGGCAGUAUUUCCAGAACGUCAUAAAUGGGAAUGGGGACAUGACGGAGCAGGACCUGCUGGAUUCGUUGCAGCGUGCGGGCACGACUUAUGCAGAGUUUCGGCGGAACACGGAGAGGGUGCAGGCGAUACGGCAGCGGUUGCAGGACUUGGGCGUGCAGGUGAUUUUCGAGGGGCAGGGGCAGGGUGACGAGGGGGGCUCUGAUACUGAUGAGUGAGGCUGCGACAGAAGCGGAGGGGGUUGGACGAGCGAAUCUCGUUGGAUCAUGUUGAGUUAGCGUAGAGGUUCAUGCACAGACGCCAUUCUACAACUCGGUCCACUGCCUCAUGACUGCUUCCAGCCGCACAGGGGCUAGCUGCAA